AAUUUCACACUAUUUACGUUAAAACUUAACUCGGUACUAUAAAGAAAUAACUCCGUAAGAACUACACGAGUAGGCUACGCACUUUAACCACAGCAAAUGUGGAUAUGUACUCGAACAUUUUAAGGACUAAAAGCAAAUAAAAAUUAAUUGUGUUGCGUUGUGUAAGUAAACCGAAAACUACCAUUUGUGUAAUUUUUGUGUCCUUCUAGGAACUUAUUUCAAUUGCAUUAUGUUUAUGGUGGCCUCAUCAGUUGUGUCAACCAUACUUAUCCUCAAUUAUCAUCAUAGAAAUCCAGAUACGCAUGAAAUGAGUGAAUGGAUAAGAGUAAUAUUCCUUUAUUGGUUACCUUGCAUAUUGCGCAUGCGAAGGCCGGGACAGGUUGGCUACGAAUGCCCACCGCCGCCCUCGUCGUCGAAUUCAUCAACUGCCGGCGAUAAAAAACAGCAAAUCCAGAAUGUAGAACUUAAGGAAAGAUCAUCGAAAUCAUUACUGGCCAACGUCUUGGAUAUUGACGAUGAUUUCCGUUGUAAUCAUCGGUGCGCAAGCGCAACCUUACCGCACCAACCUACUUACUAUAGAGCCAUGUACAGACAAGGCGAUGAUGGCAGUGUUGGUCCUGUGGGUCCUGUUAGUGAUGGCAGAAUGCACGAAGCAAUUUCGCACACGUGUCUCAGCUCGUCAGCUGAGUAUGAGUUAGCAUUAAUUUUGAAGGAGUUGCGAUGGAUAACAGACCAGCUCAAAAAAGAAGACGAAACAGGAGAUAUCACACGCGAUUGGAAAUUUGCCGCAAUGGUGGUCGAUCGUUUGUGCCUUAUUAUUUUUACGCUCUUCACAAUAAUCGCAACGUUAGCAGUUCUCUUCUCAGCACCUCAUUUUAUUUUUCCGUAACUCGAUGCCGCUGCUGUUGUUGCAACUUUAUGCGUUUACAUGCAAACUACAAAGAAGGAC
This is a messenger RNA of Teleopsis dalmanni, 949 nucleotides long. RefSeq names its product neuronal acetylcholine receptor subunit alpha-7-like. Gene Ontology annotation, biological process: monoatomic ion transport. The record is from RefSeq and is a predicted model, not a curated record. Gene Ontology annotation, cellular component: membrane. Bases 230 to 889 code for a protein of 219 amino acids. Lineage: Eukaryota; Metazoa; Arthropoda; Insecta; Diptera; Diopsidae. The transcript is spliced from 6 exons.